Messenger RNA from Salarias fasciatus (jewelled blenny), 8124 nucleotides. It is a transcript of the gene tasor2, whose product is annotated as transcription activation suppressor family member 2. The transcript has 22 exons. Gene Ontology annotation, biological process: negative regulation of gene expression, epigenetic. The record is from RefSeq and is a predicted model, not a curated record. Lineage: Eukaryota; Metazoa; Chordata; Actinopteri; Blenniiformes; Blenniidae. Gene Ontology annotation, cellular component: nucleoplasm. The coding region runs from base 433 to 7683 and encodes 2416 amino acids.
GCCACACUUUGGUUUGGUGUACCCUUUCAAGAUGGAUGCUCUCGACUCGAUAGGUUUCUCUUUCUUUUUCAGUCCGGACCAUCCAUGUGCCUCACAGCCGUGAUAGAGACCACGCCGACGGAGUGGGAUUUAUUCUCCUUUUCACAGACCCGUGACUUGCGAAGCCACGAAAAGUGAACGUACCUGGGUUAAAGUGUCGCUUUGCUGUCGACCGACGUCUCCGCACUCUAACUUCCUGGGUGUCGAGUUGGACCGUCUGUCUAAAACUGCGACAACACCGAGAGCGACUUCAUUUUUUCCUUUUUAUUUUAUUUUAUUUUAUUUUUUUUGAAUGCGCUCUUCAUGGGAUUUUUUUAUUUUACUGCGAUGUUUUUCUGUAGAAACAACGGUUUUCAGCGUCAGGAGCGAGAAGGACGAGUCAUUUUAUAAGCGAUGGAAAGAGAGAAUGGCGGAGUCUCGAGUGAAGGUUUUUUAAUACCUGUGCCAGAGUCGUCUCAGCUCUUUGAGACUGUUCUGGCUCCACUUCAGAGUGCCUACCUGUAUGAGGAAUCAAAGCAGUUUUUCAAAUACAAGUCUGCUGUGAGGGUGAAAAACCCAGCGCUAGAAGCGAAGUACAAUGCCUUCCGAGAAAAGAGGAAGCAGGCAGGAUACUCAGAAGAUGAUCUGAAGGAGUCAUAUGGGUUUUUGCUGUUUGAUGAUGCCAACAAGGCAUACGCACUUGGGAAAACUGGUGUGCUCACUGGAAACAGCACAUGCACAACUCUCGGAGAUCCGUCAAAGGGUGUCUACAUUUCAAUGUUUUCUGACUGUCUGGAUUCAAACUGCUGGUAUCAUGGGAAAUCUGGAUACAUCGCCAUCAUCAGGCUUACAAAGGGCAAAGUUAAGAAAGUUGUAGAGAUUUACACUCAGAACCUUACUACACCCACGGAGGGUUUCGACUGUCACGUGUCUGAACAGCUGCCUACGGUGUCCUCCGAAACCAGCUCUUUUCUCGCCUUUGAGCGAACCCAGUAUUACAUGUAUGAACGCCUGAAUGAUGGAAGCAACGAAACAGCCCCGUCACCCAGUGCCGCCUGUCCAUUUGCAAUUGUAGAGUUUUCAUAUACGGAUACCAAAGCAACACUUCCAGUACCACAGGAAAAAAGUGAGGUGAAAAGAAUAGCUCGCCCAUACUUGCCUUGGAGAGGAAAGCUUCAGAUCGGGAGUCAGUCUUACAGUGUUGGACUGAGAUCUACAGCAGGGGCUUCAAUGCCUUCAAAACUCCCACCAGUGGUGAAAAUCGACAAAGCCAUUUCCAUGGUGGAUCUCAGACACCUGUUGCCAAAGACUGUUUUUGAGACCUGCUUAACUGGUGAAGCAUUUCUGGAUGGAUUGUACUGCAGUCUCUGUGAGUUAAUUUCAACUGAGGUGGAAGAAAACAGGAGUCUCGCUCUGCUUGUUGCUGAGCUCAAGAAGAAAGAUGCUGCUCUCGCUUUUCCACUUAAUGAUGGUGGAUUUCUUAUCCUGUUGCACUCAUCUCAUUUCCUUGGGUGUGAUGAUAUGGGGACUGGAUCAACUGAAGGCCUGCAAGGCAUCUUUGUGUUUCCAGAUUCUCGUGUUGCAGUGAGAGAUGUGAAAUUUGGACUUAGACCCUCUGCCAUAUCGCUUGAAAAACUUUGGUUUCUCCCUUCAUUACGUUCUGCAAAGGGGAAAGUUGGGAAACCAGCAAUCAACUCAAGUGAACAACUAUGGGAAAGAUUAGUACAUUAUAUGUGCAGUUAUGAAGCACUGUUGAAAUCUCGACUGGGAUCUUGGCCCUGCAAGGAAUUCAGCGUCUUACCAGCUGAAUAUAAUGAUCAGAAUACCCACAAACAUGUCAGUUCUUCCCCCGAGUGGAUUCAUCAUGCAUGGCAGGGGUUUAACUUAUACCUCAGCAAACCAGAGUGCUUUCAGGUACCGCUGUCCAGCGCCUCAGACGUUCUGGCAGCUGAACAGGAGGAGCAAAGAGAGGACCUUGAUGAUGAUGUUUAUAUCUGUCCAUCUCCUGAACUGGUCGAUCCUGUGAGCAAUCCAGUACAAGACCAGGUGUCAGACAAAACAUGUACCGAGACUUCUUUGGACAGUUUUUCUUCAAGGGCAGAAGCCCGAACUGAUUUACCAAUACCAAGACAAUGUGCCAUGCACACUGAGAUGGGAAAAUCUAUUGAUACUGAAGGAAAAAAACAACUAAUUUCUCUAUCGGAGGACCUUCCUUCAGAGCUGAUUGUCAGCAUUACUUCAGCAGAACAAAGUGUUGGAGUGGAGUCCAUAAGUGUUGGCAGAAAUAUGUCAACAACAAAGCAUAAUGACUUUAAGUUUGGUGGAAUUUCAAUGACUUCCAAGUUACAGAGUGUACAAACGAACUCCCAUACUGAUGAGACUGAUGAAGCUAGAAAAGUUGUAGCCUACCCCCAGGUUACCAAACUCACAAAACCCAAAAAGAGGAGAGGACAGAGGGGGUUCUCGAAAAAACAAACGCUGGCGUCUACAGCUUGUGUCAGGACUCCCAGCUCACAGACAGAAAAAGCACCAGAUGAGAUUGGCAGCUUGAAAAGUCAAAAGGAUAGAACCACCAAACAAAUGUCUGCUAAUCCACGGCGGAGAAUUUCCUCCAACACUGCUUGGAGGAGAGCAAUCCAACGCAAGCACACAACAGGAGCGCAGGAGAAAACAUCUGACGCUGAACAGCAGAACAUGGAAAACAGUACUUUGAUGGAGCUUAAAGCUGGUCCUCUGAGAAAGAAAACAGAGGUUUGGGAUCUGAAGCCAGUUGUCUCAGAAUGUGGAAGAAUCUUGGUUCCUCAUGGCUCUGUAGAUGUUGCUUAUCAUAUAAAGCAUAUUCAGGAAAAGAUCCAAGCUACAAAGGACGAGCUGGGUCUGGACAAACCACUGCUUGAUACCUCAACAAAAGCUCAUAACACAGUGGAAAUGGAGAAAAAGGCUUGCGCUGAUCAAGAAACAUCAGUCGAUGAAAUGGGCAUCACAACAUCUAUGGAAUGUAGAAACCAGCAACAGAACAUGAAGAGUCAUGUUGAUCCUGAAGAAAGUGUUUUGGAGCACUCGGAUAAUUGCACAGUCUCAAAGCCUUUGAAUACGGAGACUAAUGUGGAAUGGCUAAACAAGGUUGCAGAUCAUCCUCCCUUGCGAGAAAUUGAGGAAAAAAAAAUUGGCUUCAUUUCCACACCAAUGAGUCCGCUGAAAGGCGAAAUACUGUUGACCAAACUGAAAUCAGUUCUCUCAAGAGGAAAGAGAAAAUUGGAUUUUUUGAUGAUGGAAGAGGCAACUGCGAACACAGUUGAGGACAUCCAACCCUGCCAUAAGCAGCAGAAAGUGGAGUCUGAAACUGAAAUGUUGACGAGGAAUAGUGCAAGUACUCUGGUUGAGAGCAUUCGUGUCAAUGACAUGUCCAGCAUGCUCCCAGUUGAUGUCUUUGCAAAUGCCCUUGGCCUCACCCCUAAAGAAUCACCAGUUCAGAGAACUCAGGAUCAGGAUUAUUUGCAAAAGGAAGACUCACCUGAGACACGAGACAAGCAGAUACUACGACGACCACUAAUGAGUUCUCCACGGCGUCGUAGGAUUAAAACACUCAAAAAGUUCAAAGGCAUCACUGAAGAAUGCAUCAAAAAGACAUGGUGGUUGCAUUUUCAAACUCCAGCUUGUAAUUCCAGUGAAAAUCUCACAUAUAAAGACUGUUCUAGGGACAAUUUGUUCAGGAAGACUGUUAAGGAAAAUGUGAACAGUGUUUGUACAUCUACUGAUGGAUUGAACUUACUUGCUGACUUGGCACUCGGUGCAAGUAGUGGCCAGGUUCCUCUACCACCGCACCCAGCACUUGAAAGCCCACCUGAGACAAGUUUGAAGAAGUGUGAACUUACCAAAAGUCUUACAGCUGUUGAUCAAGACUCAAUUCUUCACGCUCUGCUUAGACAGCCUCCUGCGAGAGCUGUUCAUCUGCCUGAUACGACUGCUUCAGUGAACCACCUUGUUGGAGGCGAUGAGUUGGUUGGUUUGUUGAUGAAAGAACAUGCUUACUCAUUGGACCCAUCUUCCUCUUUGCUGUUGGGUUUGCCAGGUACACCCUUCCAGGCAUCCCCUGUAAGUGGUUCUACCAGACUGCUGCUUCAUCACCAGGCAGUGUAUGGUGAUAAAUACAAAACACUACACUCCUCUCUCGGUCAAGAAGAUCAAUAUGAAGCCACCAACAGUCCAGACUGCCUGAAAAAGCUGUUGACAACCAGGCAGAAGUUCAGGCACUCUCGAACUUUUGUUUAUAAGGAUGGUUCUCUCCAAGUCACACGUCAGUGGCAAGAGAAGUACAACUUUGCUGCAGACAGCAAGUUUACAAAUGAAACGAAGAACAAAGCAAUUAUCCGAGCUUUACAUGGGCCAUGGGAUUUCUCCAUCCAAGACACCGAUCCAGAAAAGCAGCUUAUCAUCCACAUGUGGAUAGGUUUGUUUUACAGCCGAUCGACAGCCAGGUUCUUUCAUGCUGACUCAAACUUGGAAUACUCAAGUUCAGAAGAUCCUUUGGAUAUUCCCAGUGCAGUGAUAUCAGAUCCAGCAGGGGAUGACCUUGCAGAUAUUUCAGAUCCUUCAACUCCUGAAGCUUUGGACCUCAGUAAAAGGAGCAACUCGGCUUCGAGCAAAGAGUCGGUGGUUUUGGAUUUGUCUCUGAAGAACUCCAUUGCAGAGGCGGUCCCUUCAGAUGAACAAGUGAGCAAAAUGGAGACUUCAGAAUCAGAUGGACAAGAAAAAAUCAUCCAAGCACUGAAUGAGCUGAAAUCACCUAGAGCGAUAAAUGAGAGUCAACAAGAGCCUGGCCAAUCCACUGAGCACAACAGUGACGUAACUGAUGUGAAUGACAUGGCAGUUGAUGAAGAAAGAGACGACAAAAGUUUCGGCAAGACUAUGAUUCCAUUUAUUGGACCAGAUACCUCUGGCGAUGAUAUAUCAGAACCACUUCAUUCCUUGCAACCAUCAGAUGUUGAGGAAAUCCCCUUCACCAGUGAAACAACCAACUCUGAAGCUGUCCUGCCCACUGCUGUGCUUGCUACAUCUGAGAUCUGUGCCAGAAAAACAGAACCCUCUUCACCCAAAUUACCACUUCAGGAUGUAAGUGAAACCGAUCAGCCUCAGGGAAAUCACCCUGAGAACAGGUGCCCCACCCCAACUAUUGACGAAAAACCAUAUGAGUCGAGACCUUUUGGCUUUAAAAAUGCUGACGAAAUCCUCAAAAACAUCUCUGAGAUGUCCUCAUCAUCUUCAAAUGAUGACUUACCAGAAAAGAAAAAAAAUAUUGCUACUUCUGCAGUCAACACUCACCUCCACGUUGAUCUUGAAGCAAGAAUCCUGAGAGUUUUACCAAGCGUGAGCAAUCUCCCUUCCAAGUCAAACCUCACUGACAAACCAAGCCAGAUCAAAUUAACUGACAUGAAUGAGUCCUCUGAUCCAACCCCGGACUCAACAAGCUCCCAUACCUACCUGAGAGAAGAAGAAAAGCCAACAAUGGCUUGUGCCACGCAGGAUUUGCCUGCAGAGUCAUUGGAUCCCAACUCAUAUUUUAAGGAAAGAAUGGAGCAAAUACUUUGUGUUAAGUUGCAGGUGGAAAAGGCAAAUUUGUCAGUUCCUCAACUCUCUUCUACAACUAAUGAUGAAGUGGAGACCUCUGGGAUGACAGAUGAUUGCAAUUCUCACACAUCUGUUCCAUCUACUGAAUGUUUGCCAGUGAAUGAAUCUCAUGAAAAUCAAGAGAUUGACCAAACAACAUCUGAAUGCAGUUCAAAACAGGAACCUUGCCGCCCAGAAGAGCCACACAUGGAGAAGUCUUUGCAAAAUAUCCUGACUAGUACCCCUAUAGUCAAAUACACAAAACCAACUCCAGCACUCACAGAAAAUACAAAGAAAGACCAUUUCAUAGGAAAUUCCAAGAAAUUGGACGAAAGCCAUAUGGUCAAUGGGCCUUCUUCAGCAGACACUAGGCUAACAAAUGGUCGUCAUUACAAAUCUAAGUCAGUGAAAACUGAAUUGGCACUUCGUGAUCCCGCAUUUUCUGACCAACAAGAUGAUAAUCUAAAUGUCAACAGGAUCACAUCCUCGUCACUAUCACUAUCAUCCUUUGACUCUGCUAAAAGUUCCCCCAACCAAUUUGAUGAAGAUCAGAGUUACUUCAGCUGGAGUCAUUCAGUUGAGAAUCUUGAGCAAAGAAUUAAGGAGACUUCUAUUGUCAAACAGGGAGAGUCUCCUGAUGCAUCAGCUCCAAUUGUGACUUGCGAAGAUAAUGGCAUGGGAGAUGAGAGCCUUGUCUUGAGUCCCAAAGCAUCACUUGUAUGCACAAUCUUAAACACCAACCAGACAACUUCUGUUUCUUUUUUGGAGCAAAUUUCCAAGAGGUGCCUCCAAGAUGACCCCACUCAGGCAUCAGUAGAACAGGCUUGUCUCAUAUUUUCAGAAAAAAUGAAACAGCUUCUAAAAAAGACCAAGAGGGGUCCCACACAACAAGAAGAAGCUCACAACAGCUUGAGUUCAUCUUGCACUAGUCCUCCUAUGAUGAUCCACUUCUCCAAUCUAGAGGAACAGGACAUUUCACUGUAUCCAUUGGGCAACUCACUUUUUGGACAAACAAUCAUGGUGGACAUGUCCGACAGGAAAGACCAACAGAGACAAAACAGUGGACAUCCCCGAGAAAAAUCCCGUACAGCAAGCAAUCCCCUGGACCAUGCUGGUGUUUCAAAAGUGACAGCAGAGUGUGCAAGGCUCUACAAAGCAACAAUGCAUGACAUUUGUGCUGUUGAACUGGAUUUCUCAAGACCGAAAUACUUCAACAUGGAUGGAGUUCACUCAAAGACGGAACCGAGUAACCACUUUGACUUCUGUGAUCAAAUGAAGAGAGAAAUGGAUGAGACGUUUCGCAGUAAGCUAAAUUCAAUCGUGAAGAAAUCUUGUAAAACCAGAUACCGAUUCUUCAUAUUGAUGACAUCUGAUGACACCUUCUUUGACGAAACCAAGGCACAGUUACAGGCAGAAGGUCAUACUGCUGUCGAUCCAGAUGAGUUCUUCAUCAAGGAUAGCUUGUCAUCUCUACUCAUCAUCCUCAGGAAUGAAGACAUUGCUGAGCACAUUUUUCAGGUCCCACACUUGCUUGAGCUGAAGAGGACCCCAAAUGUGCUGUUUGCUGGUAUUGACGAACCUGAUGAUGUCCUCAAUCUCACAUACCAGGAGGUCUUCACAGCGGGUGGUAUUGUAAUGAUUGACAAAGCAGCACUGGAGUCCCUCAGCCUUUGCAACAUGAAAAAAAUCUCCACGAUCUUGCAAGAGCUAAAUGGAAUGGGGAAGUGGAAAUGGAUGUUACAUUACAGAGACAGUCGUCGGAUCAAAGAAAAUGCAAGGCUGAGUGCAGAAGCAAAGGAGAAGAAGAACUUUCUGCUCUGGGGCCAGGACGCCGGAAUGCUGGAGGUCAUGCCUUACCAUGGAUGUGAUCUGAUGUCGAGAGAUCACCCUGACUAUCUCACAUGUUUAGUCCGCUUGCAGAUCCAGAAUAUAUCAUCUCGCCACACAGUUUUUAUCACUGACAAUGCAACAGAUGGCGCCUAUGAGAGGAAAGGAAUUUAUAUGACGACGGUGAACUCUUUUCUGACAAAGCCACCAAGCGAAACAUUUACAGUCUGACCUAAAAUACAAAUGUCAAACUGAACUGAAGUUGACUUCACCACACAGCAUUUUAAAAAUGGCUCAGAAGAAAACACUACUUCUCUCGCUUUCUUGUUCUUUUUUUUUUUUUUUUUUUGUAAAGUGAUAGUUAUUUAUGGCUUCAGAUUUUGCUGAAAUGUUUUAUUCGACAGUGUUUUCUAUUGUAUGUUUAAAUCAGUUAAUGAACAGAGUGGCAAUAAGGCCUCUACCCUGGCAGCUGAGCUGGAUUUACAGAGGGUAAUAUUUUUGUUGUAAAUUACGUUGUAGUUGUUUGAAGGUUUUCUAUUAUGCAUAUUGUAUUAUUUUCCUCGUGAUUGUGCCACAGUUGCAGAACAAUCAGCAGUGUUUGUUUGAUGAGGACUUUCUGCCUUUUAAAGACUGUUUCACUUUGACUGCAAAUAAAAACAUUUCUUAAUUGUG